AUGAAAGCUCUUCUCAAUCCUCAAUCUUCGUUUUCACUCUCUUCUCCGCAGAUCAAGAGACCUCUCUACUUCGACGGACCGAGUUCUUCUUCAUGUCUCCGGUUUCCUUUAACCGAUUUCAACAACCGGCCGUUUCGGCGGAAGCUGACCGGUGGUUUGAAGAUAAAAGCUGUGUUAGACUCCGCAAUGAUGGAGCAGUUAGGACUCAAGGAAUCCGAUAUUAAGAAUCCGGCGCUCUCUUCCACUUACCGGAGAUCGGAGAUUCCAAAGGCAAACGCCACCGUUCUUGAUGCUCAAGCUAAGGUUUGCACCGGACCGACCCAGACUAAACCUCUCAGUGAAGAACAGGCCUUUAAGGUUUUUGAUACUAUAUUAAGAUCAGCUAGAGGGGAGCUAAAAGACGAAGAACCAGUUUCAAAGGCACAGCUUGGGGCGUUUUUCGCUGGAAUGACGAUCCGUGCAAAUGCAUUUCCGGAGGAGACUCAAUGGAGUGAAGGCGAGAAGCGAGCGAUGGAUGUGUUUUGGCCACUUCUUGCUCGAGUACUACCUCCUGACGUGCUCUUCAUUGCGGAUCCUGAAGGCUCUCUAUUGGGAACGGGGAGUUCCGUUGGACCGAAUUUCGUUGGCAAUGAAACUAGAGAGAUGAGAUUGGUUGGUGCUCUUAGAGAGGUUUUAGCUGGAGGCCACUUAGGUUAUGAGGAGGUUAAAGGUGUUUUGAGAGACGUUCUUCCGCUUGCAACUGAAGAUAGCUUGGGAGUGAGCGAGUCGUUGCUUUCAGCGUUUUUGAUUGGUCAACGUAUGAACAGAGAGACAGAUAGAGAGCUUAAAGCUUAUUGCCUUGCGUUCGAUGACGAACUUGGGGCUCCUCCAGUUGCUGAUGUCAAAUCUUUAACUCAUUAUGGCGAGCCUUAUGAUGGGAACACUCGAUUCUUUCGAAGCACUUUGUUCGUGGCUACAGUUAGAGCUUGCUAUGGUGAAUCCUCGUUGCUCCAUGGCGUUGAAUGGAUGCCUCCAAAGGGAGGUGUGACUGAGGAACAAAUGCUGAAGUUUAUGGGAGCAAAUACAAGCUUGUCUGUUCAUCAGGCAAAAGAACUCAUUGAGGACGAGAAGGCUGGAUUUGCAUAUCUUAGUCUACGAGAAGCUCGACCGUCUUUAUAUUCUGUGAUUGGAAUGAGGGAGCAUAUAAAGAAGCGGCCUCCUCUGGCAACAACGGAGAAAGUUCAGCAAUUUGUGAGGGCAACAGGGAAGGAAGCAAUCGUUGCUGGUUUUUACCAUGAAGGCUACGAGGAGCCUCUCCUAAUGCUUAUGAGAAGAAGAGGUGUCCAUUCUGGUUUGGUCAUUAAGGGAGAGGAAGGAGCUCUCUCAAUGACAACAAGGGUGAGAGCAGCAAGCGCAUCAAAAGGGUUUCCAGUUAACUACUGUUCAGGGUUUCGUUCAUUGAGCUCAGACACCGCUCUAGAAGCUGACGGGGUGUCGAGACAGAGUUUCAAUCUUGAGGUGGAUGCGAGAGACUAUGGAUUUGAACCAACCGAGACUCCAAGAACUGAUCGUUCGGUGUCGAAGAACAUAGAGCUUGGUUUGGCUGCGCUGCGUGGUGAGAAAGGAGCGGCGUAUGAUAGAAUCGUACUAAAUGCUGGGAUUGUGGAUCAUCUGUUGGGAUGUGAAGGUGCGGAGGAUGUAGCUGUAGCUAUGGAGAGAGCAAAGGAAGCUAUUGAUAGUGGGAAGGCUCUAAAGAAGCUUUUGAAUUACAUAGAGAUGUCAAGGAAGAUGAAAUAG
Molecule: messenger RNA, 1776 nt
Organism: Microthlaspi erraticum
Lineage: Eukaryota; Viridiplantae; Streptophyta; Magnoliopsida; Brassicales; Brassicaceae
Source: the annotation of a GenBank genome assembly